Aspergillus clavatus NRRL 1 is the source of this 3312-nucleotide messenger RNA. RefSeq names its product nitrite reductase niiA (gene niiA). Lineage: Eukaryota; Fungi; Ascomycota; Eurotiomycetes; Eurotiales; Aspergillaceae. The transcript has 9 exons. Bases 1 to 3312 code for a protein of 1103 amino acids. The record is from RefSeq and is a predicted model, not a curated record. Gene Ontology annotation, molecular function: flavin adenine dinucleotide binding; 2 iron, 2 sulfur cluster binding; nitrite reductase [NAD(P)H] activity.
AUGCCUUUGAUCGAUGGUUCAAAGGACCACAACACUGUCCAUAGUCAUGGCAGUGUCAACAUCAGCAUACCCCAUAUGGGAGUAGUCGAUCCUGCAGGAGAGGUACCUGUUCGUCGCGAUGAAGAGAACCGACGACAAAAGAUUGUGGUGGUGGGACUGGGAAUGGUCGCGGUCUCAUUCAUUGAGAAAAUUGUUAAGCAAGAUGCAGAGAGACGCAAGUACGACAUCGUCGUGAUCGGCGAGGAGCCGCACAUCGCCUACAACCGCGUCGGUCUUUCCUCCUUCUUCGAGCAUCGCAAAAUUGAAGACUUGUACCUCAAUCCGAAAGAAUGGUAUGGUUCGUUCAAAGACCGAUCAUUCGAUUACCACAUCAACACCAGUGUGACCGACAUCUUCCCCGAUCACAAAACCGUUCGGACAUCAACAGGCGACACGAUACCCUACGAUAUCCUCGUCAUUGCAACAGGCUCAGAUGCGGUGCUUCCCUCUCACACGCCUGGCCACGAUGCCAAUGGUAUUUUUGUUUACAGAACGAUCCAAGACCUUGAGCGCCUCAUUGAGUUCGCAUCGAAACACAAAGGUGAAACCGCAGUUACCGUUGGAGCAGGCUUACUGGGCCUAGAAGCCGCCAAGGCAAUGACGGACCUGGAAGAGUUUGGAAAUGUGAAGCUUAUUGAUCGCAACAAAUGGGUUCUUGCACGACAGCUAGAUGGCGAUGCAGGAACUCUGGUGACUCGAAAGAUCAGAGAACUUGGUUUGGAUGUGCUACAAGAGAAGCAGGUCGCGAAAAUCAAAACCGACAACGGUAACAAUGUGACUGGGAUUGUCUUCGCGGAUGGAGAAGAGAUCGAUUGCUGCUGCAUCUGUUUUGCGAUUGGAGUGCGACCCAGGGACGAGUUAGGAAUCUCAGCUGGCAUCCAGUGCGCUGCACGGGGAGGAUUUGUGAUCAAUGAAAGUCUUCAAACCUCUAUUCCAGAUAUCUAUGCAGUGGGUGAAUGUGCUAGCUGGGAAAACCAAACAUUCGGAAUCAUUGCACCAGGCAUCGAGAUGGCUGAUGUACUGGCCUUCAAUCUGACCAACCCAGAUAAGGAACCGAGGAGUUUCAAGAGGCCCGACUUAAGCACAAAAUUGAAGCUAUUGGGAGUUGAUGUUGCCAGCUUCGGUGACUUCUUCGCUGACAGAGAUGGUCCGAAAUUCCUUCCGGGUCGGCGACCAUCAGUCAUUGAUGGUGCCAUGGAGGACACUGAUGGAGACAAAGAGCCAGUCAAAGCCCUCACAUACAAGGACCCCUUCGGUGGAGUCUACAAGAAGUAUUUGUUCACAAUGGAUGGGAAAUACUUGCUUGGCGGCAUGAUGAUCGGAGACACCAAGGACUAUAUCAAACUGAACCAGAUGGUCAAGAGCCAGAAGCCUCUCGAAGUACCUCCAAGCCAAUUUAUCCUCGGUGCGCAAUCGGACGGUGAGGAGAAUGCCGAUGAUCUCAAUGAUGAUGCUCAGAUCUGUGCGUGUCACAAUGUCACUAAAGGAGACAUUGUCUCCAACGUCAAGAACGGCACAUGCAAAUCCAUUGCCGAAGUAAAGUCUUGUACAAAGGCAGGCACUGGCUGUGGAGGUUGCAUGCCAUUGGUGCAGUCAAUCUUCAACAAGGCCAUGCUGGACAUGGGUCAAGAAGUCUCGAACAACCUUUGUGCACAUAUUCCGUUUCCUCGGGCCGAUCUCUAUACAGUGAUCGCCGUCAAACAAUUGAGAAGUUUUGUUGAUGUGAUGAAGGCUGUGGGAAGGAAGCCUGACUCCCUUGGCUGUGAGAUCUGCAAGCCUGCCAUUGCAUCAAUUCUUUCAAGUCUAUUCAAUCAACACAUUAUGGACAAGGAACUCCAUGACCUUCAGGAAACUAACGACAGAUUCCUCGCCAACAUUCAGAGAAACGGAACCUUCUCUGUGGUCCCACGGGUCCCUGGUGGCGAAAUCACGGCUGAUAGGCUGAUUACAAUUGGCCAAGUGGCCAAGAAAUACAACCUCUACUGCAAGAUCACCGGCGCUCAGCGUAUCGACAUGUUUGGCGCCAAGAAACAAGACCUACUCGAUAUCUGGACGGACCUUGUGGAUGCUGGAAUGGAGAGCGGUCACGCUUAUGCCAAAGGUCUGCGGGCAAUCAAGAGUUGUGUCGGAACCACAUGGUGCCGUUUCGGUAUCGGCGAUAGCGUUGGAAUGGCAAUCCGACUGGAAGAGCGCUACAAGAGUAUUCGAGCACCUCACAAAUUCAAAGGCGCCGUAUCCGGCUGUGUCCGAGAGUGUGCUGAGGCCCAGAACAAGGAUUUUGGAUUGAUUGCAACUGACAAAGGAUUCAAUAUCUUUGUUGGCGGUAAUGGUGGUGCCAAACCUCGGCAUGCAGAGUUGCUUGCAAAAGACGUGCCCCCUGAGAAAGUGAUUCCGAUCGUUGAUAGAUACCUCAUUUUCUACAUCAGGACCGCAGAUAAACUUCAACGCACAGCAAGAUGGAUUGAGAACCUCCCCGGCGGUAUCAAUUAUCUGCGGGAGGUUAUCAUCGACGAUAAACUGGGCAUCGGUGCUGAAAUGGAACAGCAAAUGGAAGAGCUAGUGAAUAGCUACUACUGCGAGUGGACUGAGACUGUUCGAAACCCUAAGCGGCGCAAGUACUUCCAACAAUUUGCCAACACCGACGAGACGGUCGACACGGUAGAAGUCAUCAAAGAUCGGGGCCAGGAGCGGCCUACAUACUGGCCCAAAGACUCUGCAAACGAAGACUUCAAGGGUCAUCAAUGGUCCAGUCUUGCUUGGCAGCCUGUCAUCAAGGCCGAUUACUUCUCGGAUGAGCAUCCACAGAUCUCAUCCGCCAACAUCAAGCGCGGCGACACUCAGCUGGCCAUAUUCAAGGUCAAGGGCAAAUAUUACGCCACGCAACAAAUGUGCCCUCACAAGCGAGCUUUUGUCCUAUCGGAUGGUCUGAUUGGAGACGAUGAUGCGGGCAAAUACUGGGUUUCUUGUCCUUAUCACAAGCGCAAUUUUGAGCUGAACGGUGAGCAGGCGGGAAGAUGCUCGAACGACGAGAGUAUGAACAUUGCUACCUUCCCUGUUGAGGAACGUGACGAUGGCUGGGUAUACAUGAAACUACCCCCAGUUGAAGAGCUGGACUCUGUACUGGGAACUGAGAAGUGGAAGGUGAAGAAGGGAGAAGCACCAGACCCUUUCCAGAAAAUCGACAAGCGAUACAAGGGGAUCAGAGGCAAGAAGGCGUGUGAUAUUACUUCUCAAGCGCCGAAGACACAGGCUGCCAACAUCAUUGACUGGUAG